Messenger RNA from Triticum turgidum subsp. durum (durum wheat), 495 nucleotides. The record is from the annotation of a GenBank genome assembly. Lineage: Eukaryota; Viridiplantae; Streptophyta; Magnoliopsida; Poales; Poaceae.
AUGCCAGUGGAGUCAGAGGAUGCCUCCAUCGUCACCGGAGCACAGCUAGAAGUGAUCAACCAGGGCUUCAAGAAGAUACUGUUCCUCCGGCUGCACUUCUCCAAAGUCGUGAACGCCUACCCUGUCAGGCAGCCCGAGUGGGAGGGGUCCCCUAACCUGAUCCAGAAGUCGGGUCUCAUCUCGACGCUCAUCAGCACACACUUCUCCACUGCGGUGCAGAAGCCUAUGCCCCGGCCCUCCGACGUGAACAUCAACUCCGACGCGAACAUCAACUCGGCGGUGUACCCCAGUUCCCCGCAAGCGCCCGUGCAGCCACCGAAGCUGCUCAAGUUUGUGGACAGGACGGAGAUGGCCCGAGUGCCACAGGACCUGCCGGGGUACUGGGUGGUGUCGGCCGCCAAACUGCACCUUGAGAGGGGCACGAUAUCCCUGCGGGUGCGCUACUCGCUCCUGAAGUCCUUGCCGCCCGACGAUGAGGAGUACGCGCUUGACUAG